GAUCUCUACCAUGCCCUGGAGGCCGCCGCCGGUCUCGCGGCGGGAUCGGAGGAGCAGCGGUUGGUGGAGGUGGUCCUGGCGAAGCUUCGGCACGUCGGCGCGCAUCUGCCUGAGGCGCAGCGCAAGGAGUUGGAGGAGCCUGGGGGUUGGAGGUGGAAGUUGGGAGGCGAAGAAGACUCGGAGUUGGACCAGCAGUGCGGCAAGCUGUGCCUCCAGGCCGAGCAGAACAUCAACGAG
Durusdinium trenchii is the source of this 237-nucleotide messenger RNA. NCBI's taxonomy places the organism in Eukaryota, Dinophyceae, Suessiales, Symbiodiniaceae. The record is from the annotation of a GenBank genome assembly.